GUUAAUGAUGAUAGAUGUUGAAAUUUAAACAGUUAAAUCUUUGUAACCUUAAAAUACAAAUUUUAACAUCUCAUAUCAAAACAUACAAAAGAAAUACACAUCAAACAAACCCUAAUCAGUUCUCAAGCAGCAUUUUCCUUACUUUGCCUGUCUUUGAAGCUCCAUAAUAGUGGCUGGAAAUAGUUUGUUGUGAGUUUGUGCAUGUGCUGUGAACUUGACCUUUAUCGACAGUGGCAGAUAAAAAUCUAAUCCUGCUGCGCCUCUUUAUACUGCAUGAAUGGCUCCAGGAGAAAAGCUAGCUGGGGAUAAAGAGGACUUUCAGGAGCCUGGAAAAUGGUUUCCAUUGCAGAAUAUUUCUCUGCUUCCAAGCAGAUGCAGAGGGGUGUAUGUCUGUGUUGUCCCAGCUUGUGUCCUUGACCCGUGUGUGUGUGUGUGUGUGUUUUCAGUGUCCUCAUCCAUUCCCCAAAAUAAGUUUCUUCCCUUCCCCACCAUUGUGCCCUCUGGAGUUCCUAGUAUGUGUGAGUUCCCCUGCUUUGGGGUGUGUGUGUGCAUACCUGCCUUUUGCACCCCCUCUCGUGUGUGUUCUCCCCAAGUGUGUACUGUGGGAAGAGCUCAUAAUGGAAGAAAGUAGACCAGGUUUCAGGAGAGAUCUAUCUACACCUGUGAUAUGAGAGACUCAGGAAUCCAAGCCAGCUCAUGCUCCAAUACGUCUGUUAGUCUUUAAGGUGCCACAGGACUCGUUGUCACUUUUUACAGAUCCAGACUAACACGGCUCCCCCUCUGAUACAAGCCAGCUGUAUGUGUGUGUCCGUCCCUGACUCCUCUGCCACCCUACUCUGUUCCUCCUGAGGAUCAAGGGUCACUGGCCUAGUGGAGAAGCAGGAGACGUGAUAUAUCUUGAUUUUAGCAAGGCCUUUGACACAGUCCCACGUGACAUUCUCACAAGCAAACUGAGGAAUGUGGUCUAGAAGAAAUGACUGUAAGGUGGCGACACAGCAGUCUCGCUGCUGAUUGUCCAGAAAAUGGCAGAAGAGACCGGUGAAGCAACAAGCGAUACCAGUGGAGGGGUGACUGGCCUAAUGCUGGCAGGUCACGGACCGGUGGAAGAAAGGGGAAGAAAUGUUGAUUUCAGCCUAAAAUGCAUUAAAGAUAAACGGAUCCCAAUUAUCGUUACUGUCGUCAUCACAGCUUUGAUCAUCACCAUAAUUGCACUGGCAGCCAAGAAGCCUCCCCCCUGCCCAGACUGCCCACCCCACAUCACUGCUGCGUGCCCGAACAGCUGGGUGGGAUACCAAAGGAAAUGCUGCUACUUCUCAGAGACUAAAGACAACUGGAACAACAGCCAGAGCAACUGCUCUUCCCUCAAUGCCUCCCUGGCUUCCAUUGAUGCCCAGCCGGAGCUGGAUUUCAUGCUGUGCUGUAGUGGGAUCCCUUACCACUGGAUUGGCCUCUGGAGGGAACAAAGCAAGGGCCAGCCCUGGAAGUGGACCAACGGUACCAUAUUCAACAACCUGUUUCAGGUCAGAGGGGAAGGGCAGUGCGCCUACCUGGAUGAAAAUGGGGUCAGCAGUUCCAGGUGCUACUCAGAGAGACAUUUCAUCUGCAAGCGGCUGGACGAGUGCUCUAGAAGGAAGCCCAGUGCCGCAGGAGGGGACAGAUCACUUAAAGGAGCUUGGUAUGUGUGCCGGUGAGUUUUUUGAUGGCUGCUGAGCUUGAUGGGCGAGUGACAGUCCAGUCCACAGGUAUGACACACCCACACAUUAGCAACGCUCUGAAUCUGAGCAGCAGAUUCUUUUCUCCUCUGACGCCGAUCACCACAAAGUUUGAUUCAGUCCUUCUCACAAUGCCUCGCUCCAUCUACAAGCUGACUCUGCCAACCGGUGCGGCAUUCUGCAUUCCUUUCCCAAUCAUCCACAGAGAUUCCAAAGGACACUAAGCUUUGCAAGCAUCCUGGAAUCUGUGCAGCGGUCUGCCUCUCUUUCUAGACCCUUCGCGAGCGUCAAAGUACUGAAAACUCUUCAGGAUCCUGUAACACUGGUCUACAAUUUUUCAGAAGUCAUCUGCUUCAGAGAUAAAAUGUGGUAUUUAUUAUGUAUUUUGAUGUG
Molecule: messenger RNA, 2105 nt
Organism: Chelonoidis abingdonii (Abingdon island giant tortoise)
Lineage: Eukaryota; Metazoa; Chordata; Testudines; Testudinidae
Source: RefSeq, a predicted model, not a curated record